AUGAAGGUGUUCACCCCUCCAUCCACGCCAUCUUCCAGCAAGAAGAACGUCCAGUCGAUCCAGCCUGAACGCAAGAGUCGACGCAAGUUCGACUUCUCCAUCAAAACGCUUCAGCUAUACUCGCACUACCGCCAAGACGACGCUGCUAAAGAGCUUGGUGUGGCUCCGAUCACGCUCAAACGUAUCUGUCAACGACGCAAAUACCGAUGGCCCUAUCGUACCAUCAAGGCCAAACUCCGUCGUGAAGCUCUCGCUGCCGAGAAGCUGAGAAAUACUGAACGGCUAACAACACGGAUGACGACGCCUUCCUCGCCUUCAUUGGCCGCUCCAGAGCUGCUGCUUUCUCUGAGUAAAGAGAGGAAGACCUUCAAUUGCUCCCCCACUUCGAGACAUCGAAUGCAACCUCCUGCCACGUUGCCUCAGCCUUUGCACCAGCUCAACUACAAGAGCUCCUUCUACUCUGCCUCCUUCCACGCGGCAGCCCCCACGUUCCCAAUGAGGACGACGCUCCGGUUUAAGGAGCACGGGAAGACGCUGCAGCCACUACUGGAACAUGAGCAGCCACACUACGCCAAUAUCUGA
Molecule: messenger RNA, 582 nt
Organism: Phytophthora infestans T30-4
Lineage: Eukaryota; Oomycota; Peronosporomycetes; Peronosporales; Peronosporaceae
Exons: 2
Coding region: 1-582 (193 amino acids)
Source: RefSeq, a predicted model, not a curated record